Molecule: messenger RNA, 4240 nt
Organism: Plectropomus leopardus (leopard coralgrouper)
Lineage: Eukaryota; Metazoa; Chordata; Actinopteri; Perciformes; Serranidae
Source: RefSeq, a predicted model, not a curated record
UGUGGCUACUAAAGCAGCUCUCCGGGGUAGUUGUCAGUCGUCGUGGAUUCCUGAGGCCCGUCUCUAUAGCAACCCAUUCCUCCUCCUGAGUACUGCUGCCAACUUACCCUCUCUGCCACACAACGAAUCUCUCCUCAUCCCCCCCUGGCCAAUCGCCGGCUCUGAACUGCGUUGGAAUGGAUACCGAGUCGACCCACUCGGGCUACUCCUAUCACUCCAGCCGCUCGGGGAGAUCCAACCGACAUGGAGAUCGAAGCCGUGAGCGUCACAAGGCCAGCAGCAGCAAAGACAGCAGUCGCUCUGAGAGGUCCGUCGUCAUUAACCCCCCCGACACGCCCUCCCAGGACUCCCCCGUUCACAAUGGAGAGCCGCUGCCAGGAGAACCCAUGCCAGCAGCAGAUCAGGGAGAUGAGGCUCAGGAUGAUAACUGGGGGGAAACCACCACCGCUGUGACGGGCACCUCAGAGCUCAGUAUCUCCCAGGAGGAAGUGGUAGGACUGGGGAAGGGAAUGCAGGACCGGACCCAGGGCUUCCGCCGGUAUCUCCCGCUGGCUGUGGGCUCAUGUGUGGGACUGCUGGUGCUGGCCACGCCCCUGGCCUUCCUGCUCCUUCCAGCUGUAAUGUGGCCAGACAGGCUGCAGGCGUGCGGCGCAGCCUGCGAGGGCCUCUUCCUCUCCAUCGCCUUUAAGCUCCUCAUCCUCCUGUUGGCCAUGUGGGCCUUGUUUCUCAAGCCGGGCCGUGCGAGCCUGCCCAGAGUGUGUGUGUACCGUGCCUUCCUCACCACCCUGACACUCCUGCUCACCAUGUCUUAUUGGCUCUUCUAUGGGGUCCGGAUCCUUGAUGCACAGGAUGAGGACUACCAUGGGAUUGUCCAGUUUGCUGUGUCCCUCGUGGACUCCCAGCUGUUUGUCCACUAUCUGGCCGUGGUGCUGCUGCAGCUCCGCCACCUCCAGCCAUGCUACAGCGUGUGUGUCAUCCGCUCCACUGAUGGAGAGACACGUCACUACAACAUAGGACAGUUUAGCAUUCAGAAAGCAGCUUUGUCCAUUUUGGAGUAUUACUACAGAGAUUUCCCGCUCCAUAACCCAGCCCUCCUCUCUGCCUCUAAGCACCGAGCUGCCAAACACCUUGCCGGGCUGAAGGUCUACAACGUGGACGCCCCGGGGAACACAGCAGGAGCGCAGCCUGGUAAUGGGAAUCAGUCACGGGCCAUGGUUGCAGCUGCAGCCAAACGCAAAGACAGCGCCCACAAUGAGCUGUACUACGAAGAGGCUGACUACGAGAGGAGAGUGCGUAAACGUAGAGCCAGGCUGGUGGUGGCUGUGGAGGAGGCCUUCACUCAUGUCCGCAGGAUGAAGAAAGAGGAUGAGCGUGCAACACCGUCUGACAUCAUGGAUGUGCGUGAAGCAGCUCUGGCCAUUUUCCCCUCUAUGGCCAGGGCGCUGCAGAAGUACCUCCGCACCACCAGGAGGCAGCACUGCCACAGCAUGGAGAGCAUCCAGAAACACCUGGCUUUCUGCCUCGUUAAUAACAUGAGCCCCAAGGCCUUCCUUGAGGCAUACCUGGCCCCUGGUCCUACCCUGCAGUACGGCCCCGAGCGCUGGAUGGCUGACCAGUGGACUUUGGUCAGCGAGGCGUCUGUCACCAGCGGCAUUAAGGAAGGGACAGAGUUCCUGCUGAGGUGUCUUGACUUUAGUUUAGCUGUGACCGUCAAAGGCAUCCCGUACAUCCGACUGACUGAGGAGUACAUCGACCCCAAGUCUCACAAGUUUAUACUGCUGCUCCAAUCAGAAACCUCAGUUUAACACAGUGGACCGGAACUGCUGAUGUGGACGUACAGGACGUGUUAUCCGACUGAAUUUUACACAAAAAAAGAAACUUUUUUGUACUGUUUUUUGUACUUCUGUUUAUCAAAUGUCCUCACAUAGAAUAUCUUUGUGUCCUCGUCUUUGUCCUAAAGGGAACAUGCUUGGAUUUCUCUGUCAUGACGUCUGCAGAACACAGUUCAGGUAUUCCUCUAUGCACGACAGAUGACUCUCACACACACUCUCUUCUUACUUUUGAUUGCAUGUGCCAGUGUGUGCCUGCGUGGGAGAGUUCAUGAUUUAGUAGGAGUGUGUGUGAUUUAGGAUGGAAAAUGUGUGUGUUUUGAGUGCUGUUUACACUCGGGAUGUGUCUCGACCUGUCUCUUCUUUCUCUGUAGAGUUGACUAUAGUGACCAGGACGUUUGAUAUAACCUGAACCCUUUUCACCAAAACUGCUCUUUUUUCAGUCUUAGCUACGAUUAUUUAUCUGUCCUGUAUUUCAGAUGUAUGUACAGUAUUUAUAUGUGAAUAUACUUUAUCCCUCCAGACUUUUUAUAUCAGAAUUGUGCAUUGGAUGAUUUUUUUACCUUGUCAAAGAUUUUUUUUUUACUUUGUCUGUCUGCACUGUAUUUGUGGAAAAAGCUGGACUGUAAAUAGUUGAAGACAUUUGUAAAUGUCAGAACCACUGGAAUCUCUUGGACUGAAUGCCAACCACAGUACAGCUUAAUAUAGAUGGUCUAGCCAAUAGAUUGUGAACGAACACAUGUGACUACUUAGUGUCUUUGUAUGGUUAAGUGUGUGCAGUGAACACUGAUCUCUUUGUAGGCUAGUAGAGAGACUAAGACCCUGUCUACAAGUAUACAGAUAUUUUUAUUCUUAUUUUCCUUCUAAGCUGCAGAUUUUUAAAAACCCCAGUUACUGUGUGUCCAUGUAGACAUGAAAAAUUAAGCUAUUGGGAAAUAAUGACAUCAUCUCAAUUUGCACAUGCAGUUUGUUGCUAUAUGUAACAAGCAUAUGCUAGAAACAUCAGAAACAAUGACCAACUAUCGGUAUGCUAACCUUUUGUUAGCACUGCUUGGUCAAAGUUUAUUUAAAAUUUAUUGCUGCACCACUUAAUGGAUGAACAGAGGCAACUGCUGCACCCAGUGUUUUUGCUCCAACUCAGGGUCCACAAUUUAAAGUCUGCCAGAAACAAAAGUUUUACAUCAGUUCAGGUCGCAAAUUUACAAAUCGUAGGAUAAUGAAGGAAUGACCCACCCUACUCUCCCUUUGAGUGGCUAGUUCUCAUUGCCUUCGUUGGUUUGGUUUAUGUAAAAGUAUUGGGAUUGGUUAGGGUAACAAUGUCAGGGUAAGCCAAUCAGAGGCAGGGUAGGGCAGGCCACUCCUUCAUCAUCCUAGGAUUCGCAAAUUUGCAUCCAGGUCGAACCAGUGAAUGCGGGGACACUUCCUAGAGUGGAAUUGUUGUCAACCAAAAUUAGAAGGAUAUCUUUUGUAUGUCCAGAGCACCACUUAAAUGUUUAAGUAAGCUCCUUCAUCCUUAAAUUGGAUGAGAUUAAAUGGCAAUCAGACAUCCUGUGGGUGUUUUGAAAAGGUAACAUUAGUCUGUACACUUAGAUACCUUUAUGACAAGGGGAGACAAUGUGGACAGAGGGGGGGAAAAUAACCAUUUUCAAAAAUAUCUGUAUAUGUGUAGACAGGGCCAAAAUCUUUGGACGGCUUUGAGGUUCAUUUGUUUGACCUUUAAUAUCUUGUGUCACUUUUGUGCUGUUUAAAAUAUGACCCUGGUUUUCAUCUCAAUUCAACACAAGGAGGGUGUAUGAUUACAGCACCCUUCUGCAUUAUGUAAAUCACGAGGAUCGUGCAAAACCUAAAUAUUACCUCAGCAAUUUCAGAAGACUUCCCCUAAACAUCUCACUAGAAAUUAAACAUCUCUUAUCUCAUGUUUGCAAGUGUUUAACAAAUGUUGAAAAUUGAUUAUUUGGUGUAAAUUAGCUCAACCUAGAGUCAGUAUUUCUGCUGUCAGUAUUUUGUCUAACUCUGCUGCCACCUAUCUACAGCAACUGGAACAGGAACGCUGUCACUCAAACUGUUCAUUUGUAUGAAUAUUUGAACUGUAUUUUAAAAAACUUUUGUAUUUAUGAGGUCUGUUUUGUUGUAAAUUUACAUUUACCUGAGUGUUACUGUGGUCACAGAUGGUGUAGUUUUGUUUAGGCUUUUAGAGUGUUGUUGGUUGUAAAUAGCUCUCGACUACACAUGUGCCUCGGUUACACAUAUUUAGGAUGUGCUUGGUAUACAUGUGCAGUUUUCAAGCGUGCUUGUGUGCGUGUGCGUGAGAGAGAGAGAAGAGGAGAAAGAAAGGGAACUUAAUGAAGAAAAGAGAUUGCUUUCCCAAAUGCUUUGUACCCGUCUUCUUUUAUACAACAGAACAUGUAAAA